GUUUUGGUUUGUUUGUGUGUAGUAAAAAAGUCGCCGGCACCCUUCAAACGCCGAUCAGAACGUAUAGGUGCGUCGCGCGUUCUACACCGUAACCGACGCGACGACAACGAAUUCGUCGUUACCGUCCGUUCGUGUGUACGAUUCCAAUUUUUUUAUGUUCGUUCGUCCGCCGCUCGUUUUAUUUUUUUAGUGUUUCUUCCGUUGCCGCCACAGUCGUUCGUUGGCCCGGUAGUACAAACGGAUGUCGGUCCAUGCGCAUUAUUAAACAUGGCACCGGCGGCGGCCGUUGUACUUUAUCGGCGGCUUUGGCGACAACUGCUGUGCUCGGGAUAUGAGAAAGACUGGCGUAGUGGUUGGUGGCGAAGACGACGGUGAACGGGACGGUGUGCGCGGUAAAUCCCUGCGGCACCGGACACGUCAACGGGACGGGCCGGCGACUCGGCCGGACGAACAAGAGGGGAGGCUGCGCGCGGAAGGACGUCGGACGGAAGGAGAGCGUCUGCCUCCGCCGCCCACGUCCACCAUCACUAGCGGAGCCCUGCAGAGACUACAGCAACAAACCACCGGCACCGGUUGCAGGGACACUGCGGACGAUUGGUUGUUUGGUGAUUGGCUGGACGGCGGUGGACCAUCAACAGGGACGUGGGAUUGGUGUUCCCCUCCACCAAGAUUCCAUUCAACCCUAGGUGCACGAUCCAGUGUACUUCAUAUGGGUUCAAUGGAGCCCGAUUCACCAUUACCUAACAGACUAACUCAUGUUUCUGAUAAACACCCAAGAUGUGUUCUUGCAGAGUUCAGUGUUAUGCGACGUCAUCGAGAGUUAUGUGAUGUCGUAUUGAAUAUUAAUAAUCGUAAAAUAUUUGCUCAUCGAAAUAUAUUAUCUGCUUGUAGUCCAUAUUUUCGUGCCAUGUUUAAUGGAGACUUGGCUGAGUCUCGGCAAACUGAAGUUACAAUACGUGAUAUAGAUGAAAUAGCUAUGGAAUUGUUGAUUGAAUUUUGUUAUACUGCUCGAAUCACUGUUGAAGAAUCUAAUGUUCAAACACUUUUACCUGCUGCUUGUUUAUUACAGCUAACUGAAAUUCAAGACAUCUGUUGUGAAUUUUUAAGAAGGCAAUUAGAUCCUUCAAACUGUCUUGGUAUUAGAGCUUUUGCUGAUACACAUUCUUGUCUUGAUUUAUUGCGUGUUGCUGAUAAGUAUACUCAACAUAACUUUCAAGAAGUAAUGGAGAGUGAAGAAUUUCUUUUAUUACCUGUUUCACAGUUAAUUGAUUUAAUCGCUAGUGAUGAAUUAAACGUUAGAACAGAAGAACAAGUUUUUAAUGCUGCAAUGUCCUGGGUUAAGUAUAACAUAUCUGAAAGACGUUCAAAUCUCCCUCAAGUUCUCCAGCAUGUUAGGUUACCUCUUUUAAGCCCAAAAUUUUUGGUGGGUACAGUUGGAGCUGAUUUAUUAGUUCGUAGUGAUGAAACAUGUAGAGAUCUUGUUGAUGAAGCUAAAAACUAUUUGUUACUACCUCAGGAACGACCUCUAAUGCAAGGGCCUAGAACUAGACCACGUAAACCAACACAACGAGGUCAGUUGUUAUUUGCUGUUGGCGGAUGGUGUAGUGGUGAUGCUAUUGCUUCUGUUGAACGUUACGAUCCUCAAACAGAGGAUUGGAAGCUUCAAGCUCAAAUGAGUAAAAGAAGGUGUGGUGUAGGAGUAGCAGUUCUUAAUGAUUUGUUGUAUGCUGUUGGUGGACAUGAUGGUCAAUCUUAUCUUAAUAGUAUUGAGCGUUAUGAUCCACAAACUAACCAAUGGUCUUGUGACGUUGCACCUACAACUUCUUGCCGUACAAGUGUUGGUGUUGCUGUAUUAGAUGGAUUGUUGUACGCUGUUGGUGGCCAAGAUGGAGUACAAUGUUUAAGUCAUGUUGAACGUUAUGACCCUAAAGAAAAUAAGUGGAGUAAAGUAGCUCCUAUGACUACUAGAAGAUUAGGUGUUGCAGUUGCAGUAUUAGGAGGUUAUUUGUAUGCUAUUGGGGGAUCAGAUGGUCAAUCUCCUCUAAGUUCUGUUGAAAGAUAUGAUCCAAGACAAAAUAAAUGGACUAUAAUGGCUCCAAUGUCAACUAGAAGAAAGCAUUUAGGAUGUGCAGUUUAUAAAGAUAUGAUAUAUGCAGUUGGAGGACGAGAUGAUUGUAUGGAGUUAAGCAGUGCAGAAAGAUAUAACCCUCAUACAAACUCAUGGUCACCAAUUGUGGCUAUGACUUCAAGACGAAGUGGAGUUGGAUUGGCAGUAGUUAACGGUCAACUUUAUGCUGUUGGUGGAUUUGAUGGAUCUGCAUACUUGAAAACUAUAGAGGUAUAUGACCAGAGCCAAAAUCAGUGGAGACAAUGUGGUACUAUGAAUUAUAGAAGGCUUGGAGGAGGAGUUGGUGUCAUGAGAGCUCCUCAAACUGAUAACAAUUUCUAGAUAUUUAAAGCUUACAAUACUAUUUACUGAUUUAUAUGUUUUCAUAUUCAAUUAUAUUAUGUGAUUAAAAAUCUCUUUAAUUAUAUUUACCUAUUUCACAAGUAUUAUAAUUAUUAUUUUGUAUAAUUUUGUAGUCCUAUAUCUUUAUAGCAUGUAUUAUUAAAUUCUUUGAUUGUAAAUAUUUAGCUUAAAAAUUGUGUGUUAAAAAUAAAUAUUAUAUGUGGUUAUAAA
Daktulosphaira vitifoliae (grape phylloxera) is the source of this 2680-nucleotide messenger RNA. It is a transcript of the gene dbo, whose product is annotated as kelch-like protein diablo. Gene Ontology annotation, molecular function: DNA-binding transcription factor activity, RNA polymerase II-specific; protein binding; RNA polymerase II cis-regulatory region sequence-specific DNA binding. The record is from RefSeq and is a predicted model, not a curated record. The coding region runs from base 332 to 2449 and encodes 705 amino acids. Gene Ontology annotation, biological process: regulation of transcription by RNA polymerase II. The transcript has 2 exons. NCBI's taxonomy places the organism in Eukaryota, Metazoa, Arthropoda, Insecta, Hemiptera, Phylloxeridae.